Molecule: messenger RNA, 1300 nt
Organism: Liolophura sinensis
Lineage: Eukaryota; Metazoa; Mollusca; Polyplacophora; Chitonida; Chitonidae
Product: proteasome subunit beta type-1-like
Exons: 6
Coding region: 62-763 (233 amino acids)
Cellular component (GO): cytoplasm; nucleus; proteasome core complex
Source: RefSeq, a predicted model, not a curated record
CCCGAGAGUAACAGAACCGCAAGUCAUCAGUGGUCAUUGAAAGUAAUUUCUGACUUCAAAAAUGAAUUUGAUGCACGAACAUGGAUGUGUUGAAGAGUACCAACAUGGCCCUAAGCAGGCGCACUUUAGCCCAUACGCAUUCAACGGAGGAACUGUGUUGGCUAUAGCAGGAGAGAAGUUUGCUGUUGUAGCCUCUGAUACUCGACUAAGCGAGGGCUUCUCAAUCCACUCCAGGGAGACCCCAAAGACAUACCAGCUGACAGAAACAACUGUUUUAGGCUUAUGUGGUUUUCAUGGAGAUGCUUUGACGCUGAAAAAAAUUCUAGAUGCCAGAUUAAUGAUGUAUGAACAUGAACACAACAAGCAGAUGUCCACCUCAGCCAUAGCGGCCAUGAUCUCCACCAUUCUCUACUACAGACGAUUUUUCCCCUACUAUGUCUACAACAUUGUAGCAGGCAUUGAUGAUGAAGGGAAAGGCUGUGUGUUCAGUUUUGACCCUGUGGGAUCAUAUGAGCGUGAGUCGUACAGAGCCGGGGGUUCAGCUAGCUCCAUGUUACAGCCGUUGUUAGAUAACCAGAUAGGCUACAAGAACCAGGAGGGAGUGAAACAUGUGAAGCUGUCCCAGGAGAAGGCCGUAGCUCUGGUCAAGGAUGUGUUCAUAUCUGCUGCUGAGAGAGAUAUCUACACUGGAGACGCAAUUCUCAUUAACGUUAUCACAGCAAAGGGAGUUAAGUGUGAAGAUUUCCAACUCAGGCGAGACUGAUCUCCCCUUUUUGUAACUGUAACCCUAACGGGCUCAAGGGCGGUUGACUUUUGACUUGGAGAUGUGGAAUGUAAAAGUUACCAGGGUGGAAAUUGAGCAGUGGAGAAUGUGUCUGUUCUGAAGGGAAAAUCUAUCAUCAAUCGCCAUCAUCAAGCAUCAAUAAAAUGUUGACUUUUUGAAAAUUUGAAUAUUGAAUUUUCCUUCGUCAGCAUGGCCAAGAAUAUGAAAAAACCUUUACAGGGUGUGAAAAGGACAAAGCUGUCAAAAAUAAUCGUCAUAACUGUCCACAUUUUCUGAAUUUUUUUUUCUAGUUAGUAUAUUUAUCGAGUGCUUCGCAGUGUACUAGAACUAUUCUUCAAAAGCCAAUGGUUUAAGAUAUUUCUAUGACUUAAAAUAUGUUAUGUCAGACAUGAUCCUGACAAUGGUGUGAUCAGUUCGUUCGCCACACGUGUAAGGCUGAAUAAGUUAUCUUUACACGAUUCAUCCUUGGUCAUUUGACAUUGUCACAUAUGAAAUAAAUUGUGCAACUUGCUUUAA